Vitrella brassicaformis is the source of this 4126-nucleotide messenger RNA. The record is from the annotation of a GenBank genome assembly. NCBI's taxonomy places the organism in Eukaryota, Vitrellaceae.
GCCCUCUCGUGUUGCAUGGUCAGAGCAGUGUGAGUGUGACUUAGCUGGUGGGCGGUCAAAACAGAAACGGCAUCACAGUCAAUACGUCACAUUAUUCGUUGACGUAUGCAGAAGAUUCAGUUUUCGCUUCCGACGGGCGAGAGCCGACAACUGACAAAAAGUGCAAGUGCAAGUGCAAGAAAGAAUUGUAAUGCCCUCGCGGACUUGCUCGUGUGGCCGUCCCUCACCUCCAAGUCGUCACUCUCAUGGACGGUUCUCUUCUUCCACCUUAUGCCGUAGCGGGCAGCGCUGGCCCCACGGUGGGAGUUCACCGCUUCGGCCGAUGCAUCCUGGUGCAACAACAUUUUCUCGAUGCAACACAUGCAACGUAUGCAGAUGUCUGUCGAGUACCGUGGCGAUAUCCUCCACCUUCCUUUUCUGGGUGGCCCGUGGCUCAUCCUGCGUCUGUUGGUGCUCCUCAGUAUCCCUCUCUUGGCGUCGCCUCUCACGCUGACGCUGACCUGCAGCCCGUCACACAACGCAUUACAUUCCAGUCUGAGUAUGCGGUUGCAAACGUCCAUCCGGACCUCUGCUUUUCUUCUUGAUCUCUGCUGUGCUGUCCUCCCUCGGCUCCCCGCCCGCUGCCAUUUUCUCUUUUUCGGCCUGCACCUCGUCGGUUGCCGGCUUUUCGAGUGCUGCUGCCUUUCUUUUCUUGACCUUCUCGCGGCGCAUCUCCUGCGGAGAAGCAAGACAGCAUGCAGCCAGUGUGGCCGUGCCUGUUGGUGCGCUGCCUAUGCACGUGCCUACUUUGUAUUUGAGGGCUCGCUUAUCCUCAAUGGCAAACUCAACUAUGGGACGCCUGCGCAUCGGGUAAGCACCAGCGCACGUAGAUAUGUGAAUACUAGGCAUUACCACACAUGCUCACUUUUGCUUGGCGAACACGGUGGGGUUGUUGUUGAGGUAGCGGAGGGUUGCCAGCGCCACGCGAUGCCGCCCGAAGUCAACAAACGCAAAACCCUAGAUACAUGCACGUCAACAGUCAAGGAAAGACAUAUGCGGGUGGCUGUGUAUGGGCGGAGGCCAUCCGACCUUCGAUCGUCGCACUUUCUCCUGCCCCAGCGACCCGACAUAGGUCUUGCGGUCUUGGUCUCGGACCAGCUUGACCUUGAUGAUACAGUGAUCAAACAGGUAUCUGCGUGGGCACCAUACUGACGCCUACCCUCUUGACGGACGCCGCCGCUUUCUUCUUGAGCGUCUUGUCAUCCUGCAGGCCGACCGUGUCGACCAGUCUCGCUUGUGGCUCGUCCCACUCAGAUGGAGGUGCCCUGAAUAUGCAGACGAGAAACCAGUCUCAUGUGACUGUGCCGCGGCAUCAUCCCCCGAUCGCACGGCUCGUCACCUGAGAGCUGCCUUGCCCCUGUCGUCACUGGUCAGGAAGGAUGUGAUGGCCGAUCGCAGCCCAUUGGGGUCGACAGACAAGGGCAGAUUGCGAAUAGACAAGCCUGAUAGACAGCAGCACCAGAAAAUAUAACGUAGGAAGGCAAGCACACAUGUCCUCGUGCCCUCUGCGUGUUUACGGAGUGGGUUGAUGGCAUAGUUUGGGUUUUUCAGUUUGACUUUUUUCUCCGCCCAUGCGGCCUCGCGACGCUUCAUGUCGCCCUUGGGCAUGUCUUUGGCAUCCUGGGAGUCGGGCAUGAUAUACCCCUCCUUGGCCAGGCGCAUCAGCCGAUCCUUGGCCUGACGAAGAGCACUAACGGACACGCAUCCCGAUGACAGCGACACACAGAUGAACGAACGCGCGAAUGCUCGAGGUAUUGCAGAUGCUCACGUUCGCUCUUGUCGAUGAGAGUCCAACGUCUCCACUUCAGCAGGGGCGACCUGACCAGCCACGGAGAGUCCGGGGGCAACAGCAGUGGUGCUCAUGGCGUGGUGGGGAGCAAACUGAUCUAUGCUCACCGCUUUGAAGCAGUGUAUCCGUCUGCCCCCCAAGUGGAUGCCCAGCCCCUCCAGCGGCAGAAAGGCGCCAGUCUGCAUAUCCACACGGCGAUCUCUCCUCUUGCCGCCCGUGGUCGCCUUGUCCUCUUCCCCCUUGGCCGAUUGCGUGUCCUUGAGCUUGCUGUUCGCCUCCUGCUCGACGGCCAGGACGCGAUCGGCUGACUGCUGGUGGGCGAACUUGAUGAAGGCCGUGCCCUUCGGCUGACCUGAGGAGGCAAGGAAGCACCACAGCACACACAGAGAUCCGGGAAAGCUUGGUGGGCAUGUGGGCGACGGACCUUGUUUGUCCUUGACUAUGGCCGCGCAGAGGACUCUUCCAAACUGGCUGAAAAGCUCCCUCAGCUGGUCUGAUGUGGCGUCGUACGGCAGGUUGCGGACAAAUAUGGUGCGGCCCUCAGACAGAUCACUGCCCUUCCUGACACCACUAUCCGCCUUGAUCGAGUCGCUGACAUCACCACCACCAGCCUCACCACUCCCCCCCUCCAGCUUGAUGACAGUCCCAUCCGGUUCCUCGUCGGGCUGUUUGGCCAUACCGGCGGUGUCCUCUCCUUUGGCCGCUGAGAGGGCCGCAUGCCUCAUCCGGUCAAUCUCAUCCUGUGUCGGCAUCAUGACGUCGCUGUCCUCCUGUAUGGGCGAGACCUCCUUAUUUGCCACCCUCUGGCGCUUGCUCGGCUGCUCCACUGGCUCUGGCUGGUCGUCUGUCGCUAGCGCGCCAUCGACUGGUUCCUCCUUGAUGCGCACUGUGGGGGAUGUGGAGUGGCCGGGCUGAGCGAGGGCUUGUGCGAGGGGGAACCUGAAUGGCUUCAGGGGCUCCAGCUGAGACAGCAAGGGCUGGAGCUGAAAGAAUGGAGCAGAAAAGAUAGAUUCAAUCGUAUGCGCGAAUGGCUCCUUUCUCUGUCUGUGCGCAAAGUACCUUUUUCCGGUGCUCAUACAGUCGUGAAUCCUGAGCCCAGUCUGCUUUGACCUGACGGCCUACACGCAUGCAAAGGACAUCUUGGCGUCUGUUUCACGUAUUCACGCACCCACUCACUCACCAUUGAGCGUCAGUGGAUGUUCCGUGAUGUGCGCCAAUGCCGCCUCGGCUGACUCGCGACCAGCGAAUUGGACAAAGGCAAAACCCCUAAAUGAAGCAUGGGCAGACGCACACACGGAUGACUAAACCAGAGACAACACUUUGUGCUCACUUGGCUGCAUCGGAUGCGACCUUCUUGGGAACGGUCACCUAGAAAGCAGUCCACUGUCAAUAGACGGGCGACAGCGUGCGGGAAAGUGAUCGCCUACCUCGCUGAUCGUGCCGUGCGUGUCGAGUGCCGUCCGCAGGUCGCUCUCGGUCACAGCGAAGGGCACAUUGCGAAGCAUUAUGCGACCUGAACACAUCAAGAAAACCGACACGGAGGGAUGCAUAAAAGUGUUCGCUGCCGCGUCUGAGCUUAUGGCGUUCCACACCGGCCUUGGCGGAUUUUUGUCCCACGAAAUCAGCCAGCCUGGAAAGCACAACGAUAGCAAGACACAAAAACCCUGAUACACGGGGCAUGUGCCUCUUUUCAUCUUGUUAUCUCACAAAUGUGCCCGCAUGACCACUUCCAUUGUGGUGCCGUCCCCCUUGCCCCGUCCCCUCUUCCGCUCGCCGCGCUGCCUUCCCGUCUCAGUGCCAUGACCGCCAUGCAACGGCAGCAGCAGUCGCGAGUCGUCCAGUAUGGCCACGGCAGGCAGCGCCUGUUCGAGGCCACCCACCUCGACCAGGAAAUUCUGGCUCUUGGGGUCGUUCUUGCCGCGCCGCUUGUUGCGGGGCACGUCACGCUCCACAUGCAGCACCGUGACGGUCUGGUCGUCGAAGAUCUUGGCAAAGCCCUGGGAGAGCUGAGAAACCACAACCACGGUCUGCAGACAAGCCGCGUGUGGAUACGUGUGCUACCUCACCGUGCUGAGUAGCUGCGUAGCAGUCACGUCGUUGGGCACAUUCGUGACGCGAAUCACGUGCAACCAGUUCACUGACAACCAGAAGCUCACGGAAUGUGAAAUACGACUGGCAUGUCCUCCCCUUACUCCUGUGUGCGUCCAACGAAUGCAUGAGACUCUAUACGGCCUUGAUAGUCUCUUGGUGUGUUUCAUGCGACAGCAGCGUUGCCCGACACCGUGAUGGUCCUCAACG